AUGCUCCGCGACGCCGCCGGGGCGCUGCGAGAGCUGCAGCACGCCGCGCAGGCGGUUCAGCGUGGGCGGGCGCUGGCGGACGUCCAUCAGGUUCCACCUGCUGCGGCCGCGGAGGAGGCGCUGCAUCUGCCUGUGACGAACACACGCACCCGCCCUUGGCCCCGCCUGGUCUGCCCCCUCGCUCGCUAUGGUCUGCGCUUGCGUGAGAAGAGAAGGGGGAGGAAGGAGGCGGAGGAGGCCACUUUCCCCCAGCGACGGACGCGGAGGAGACAAGGCGCGCCGCAGCCGCAACAACAAGAAGAAAAACCAAAACAAAAAACAAGGAGCAGAAGAACGGCUGCAGCGGGAAGGGCGGAUGACGGGGUGGGUGGAGCUGGCCACCGGAGGGGAAGAAAGGAAGGGUGGUGGGAGGCGACACCCCCUUCAGAGGCCCACGCAGCAUACAUCUCUCUCACCGCGGCUACAGGCGACGCGCCACGUGACGUGGCGAGAAAAUGCCCAAGAGAAUGA
Molecule: messenger RNA, 510 nt
Organism: Trypanosoma conorhini
Lineage: Eukaryota; Euglenozoa; Kinetoplastea; Trypanosomatida; Trypanosomatidae
Exons: 1
Coding region: 1-510 (169 amino acids)
Source: RefSeq, a predicted model, not a curated record